GCCCCGUGCACACUGAAAUGCCAGCCUUAUUUGUUGGUCAAAUUGUUUAAAACAAUUUAAAAACAGCCAGAAGUACACCUCCACCGGACACCCCCGACUGCAGAGAGCCUGCCUGGAUGGCAGAGAAACUGGUUGCCAUGGAGGGCACCGUGCCGGAGGCCAAGUACCAGAAACUGGCCACAGAAUACUCAAAGCUAAGGGCCCAGGCCACGGUGCUGAAGAAGGCGGUGCUGGAGGAGCAGUCCAAGGAGGCCAGUCUGCGGGAGCAACUACAACAGUAUGCCACCUCGUUGCGACGCACGGAGCAGGAGGUCGACUCCCUGGGCUUCCGCAACAAGCAGCUGGAGUCGCGGGUGUCCCAGUUGCAGCAGGAAAUCUCAGUGCACGAGCAGCCCAAAAAAAAGGACAAGGAUUCCGGUGGCAGGCGGGGAUUACAGGGCAACAACCGGCAGGAAGCGGACGCUCCAUCGGAUGCCGCUCAAGAAGCCCUCAUCUUCGAAGAACUGCAGAAGAAAAUCAUGGAGAAUGCGCAGCUGACGUCAUUGAUUGACGACAAGCAGCAAGAUCUUCUGCUGCACACGGAACGCAUCGCCUUUUUGGAACAAAAGCUGGAGAAGCGCAUCAGCGACCAGAACGAGCUUGAAAAGCGACUCAGGAAAGAGGUGGAUACGCUGCAGCACAGAAACAGCGAGCUGGAAACAAAGCUCGUGGACGCGGCCAGCAUGCUGGGCAGUGAGGACGCUAUUAGUGCCACCGGCAGCGAUAAUACUCCACUCCACAAUCUCCAGCAGCAGGCGAAUAGCAACCAACUCACGUCCGAGGAUCGACUUGCCUUGCUCGAAAAGGAGGCGGCUCAUUGGAGGGCUCAAUUCGAGGUGGCCAAGCUGCACCAGGCGUUUGUCUCGAACCCCAACAAGGAUCUCAGCGCGUGCAGCUGCAGCACGGCGGCAGCGGGCGUGACGGUGCGACCGGCUGAGCCGGAAGCCAAGGGAAGCCAGCGGGCGCGUGACUCCCUGCAUGAUCCCCCCGAUCCGCCCUCCAAGGAGCAGCUCAUCUACAGUGUGUUCAGCAAGAAGUUCGAGGAUCUGAUGCGGCUCAAAGUGCAGGCUGAGUCCAAGUUGCGAUCCUACGAGCUCGAGGCGCAGCACCUGCAAAACUGUCUGGAGAACGCGACGCACGAGCUUAAGAACAAGGACGAUCAGCUGGCCAGUUUGGGAGGAGCCCUGCAAAUGCUCGAAGAGGAGUUGACCACGACCCGUAUUAACUACGAGGAGCAGAUCAGUGUGCUCACGGAGCAGGUCAUCAGCUUGAGCGACCAACUGGCCGCCUGCAAAUGAGUAUGGAGUGCGGUGCGAGUCCCGCCCUGCUGCUUUACUGUAUAUUAUUGUAAAAUAACUAACCGGGAACGCCCGCUCCCUCCUGUUUUGUUAUUGUCCGCCCUCGACGUGUAUAUAACUGAACAUUAUAUGUGUAUUAAAUAAUUCUCUACAGUUUAAA
This is a messenger RNA of Drosophila gunungcola (fruit fly), 1497 nucleotides long. Its product is annotated as protein phosphatase 1 regulatory subunit 21. Gene Ontology annotation, cellular component: early endosome; membrane. The transcript is spliced from 5 exons. Lineage: Eukaryota; Metazoa; Arthropoda; Insecta; Diptera; Drosophilidae. The coding region runs from base 117 to 1337 and encodes 406 amino acids. The record is from RefSeq and is a predicted model, not a curated record.